Molecule: messenger RNA, 2373 nt
Organism: Mastomys coucha (southern multimammate mouse)
Lineage: Eukaryota; Metazoa; Chordata; Mammalia; Rodentia; Muridae
Gene: Agmo
Product: alkylglycerol monooxygenase
Exons: 13
Coding region: 403-1746 (447 amino acids)
Biological process (GO): lipid biosynthetic process
Cellular component (GO): endoplasmic reticulum
Molecular function (GO): iron ion binding; oxidoreductase activity
Source: RefSeq, a predicted model, not a curated record
ACCUGUUCUAAAACUGGUUUGUUUGCUUUUAUUCCUCUUUCACUUUCUAAGGCUCAGUUGCAUAUGAUUUAUUUGUUUUUCUUUACUUCUCUUUUUAGUUGUUGACAAGUUACUUAAGCAAUAGGCAAGCUGCAUUGCUUGCUUGUUUCUGUGGGUCUUCCUUGUUCCCCUACUUCCUCUUCCUGGGGAAUCUCCACUGAACUCUGAACCUACUCUUGCUGCUAGUGUUCUUCGCCCUUGCACACAAACUCCGCUGUUGGCUGAGGUCUCUGUGGGUCUUUGUUCUCAGCUCUUCUCUGACAAGGCUCGCUCUGUGCCUCACAGUUCUUUUUCUUUGUUCAGUUUUGCACUUCUGCCACAGAACCACAAAUAUCUUCAGCUGGGAAUCAGACAGGAACAGAAAUGAGGAGCCCAGAAGCCCAAGACAAUGUUUCAGUUUCCCAGGGUAUGCGAACUUUAUUUUACAUGAUGAAGCCCAGUGAAACUGCCUUCCAAACUGUUGAAGAGGUGCCCGAUUACGUUAAAAAGGCGACUCCAUUUUUCAUCUUCUUGAUUCUGCUUGAACUAGUCAUCAGCUGGAUUCUUAAAGGGAAACCAUCAGGUCAUUUGGACGAUGCUCUUACAUCUGUGUCAGCUGGUGUUGUGUCUCGGCUUCCAAGUCUGUUCUUCAGGAGCCUUGAAGUGACCAGUUAUAUUUAUAUCUGGGAGAACUACAGACUUUUGGAAUUGCCUUGGGAUUCUCCAUGGACGUGGUAUUUAACUUUCUUAGGAGUUGACUUUGGCUACUAUUGGUUCCACCGCAUGGCUCAUGAGAUUAAUAUUAUCUGGGCAGCACACCAAGCACACCACAGUUCUGAAGCCUAUAACUUAUCCACAGCACUGAGACAGUCUGUCCUGCAGCAGUAUAGUUCCUGGGUUUUCUACUGUCCCCUGGCCCUUUUCAUACCACCUUCAGUGUUUGCUGUUCAUAUUCAAUUCAAUCUCCUCUACCAGUUUUGGAUCCACACAGAGGUCAUCAGAACCCUUGGCCCUUUGGAACUGGUCCUUAAUACUCCUAGCCAUCACAGAGUUCAUCAUGGUAGAAAUCGUUACUGCAUAGAUAAAAACUAUGCUGGCACCCUUAUUAUUUGGGAUAGAAUUUUUGGGACAUUUGAAGCAGAGAAUGAACACGUCAUAUAUGGUCUAACCCAUCCCAUUAGUACAUUUGAGCCAUUCAAAGUGCAGUUUCACCAUUUACUCUACAUAUGGACUACAUUCUGGAACACACCUGGAUUCUGCCAUAAGUUUUCUGUCCUAUUUAAAGGACCAGGAUGGGGUCCGGGUAAACCAAGACUUGGUCUGAGUGAAGAAAUUCCAGAGGUUACAGGAAAGGAAGUCCCCUUUUCUUCCUCAGCAUCCCAGCUCUUGAAGAUAUACACUGUCCUCCAGUUUGCAGUAAUGCUGGGAUUUUAUGAAGAGACCUUUGCAAACACAGUGGUAUUGUCCCAGGUAACUCUUCUUCUGAGGGUGUUCUUCAUUAUCUUGACCUUGACAUCUAUUGGUCUCCUUCUGGAUCAAAGACCCAAGGCAGCUACUGUGGAAACUCUUCGGUGCCUGUUCUUCCUAACCCUGUACAGAUCUGGUCACUUAAAGCCUCUUAUUCCAUCUUUAUCAUUUGUAUUUGAGAUUUUCUUUUCUGUUUGCAUUGCUUUCUGGGGCGUAAGAAGCAUAAAACAACUCACUUCUGGCUCUUGGAAAAAGCCUUAAUGCAUACAGAUUCCUCGGUCCUGUCAGUUCCCCAUGCUGCAUCACUAUGGCACAGCGAAAGAGUGGUCUCUUACAUAGUACCCACAGGAGCUACUUAGUUAAUGAAAAAUGAAAGCAUCUCUUUACCUGUGCUUUACACAUUUGUUUCUCUGUUGAAAUUAAUGUGAAUUAUUUGUUUUUGCUCUCACUAAAUGCCUAAUAAUUCAUAUCCUUUGAGGUUGUAUUCACUUCUCUCUCUAUGGCAAUGAAUACGGAAAGGAAAUAGGGGCUUAAAUUUUUUAAAGAGUGAAAAUUACAUUUGUCCUUUGGGUUUGACAACUGAUCCUUUAACAUUUGUUAAAAGUACAUACUUAUAUAUAUAUCUGUUGUCUUUAAAAUGUAUUGCUGUCUGAAUGAACCUGCAUCUGCCUCAGAAAAUGAAUCAUCUGUAGUAUGGCACUACAUAAAACAUACCAACUAUAUGAAAAAGAUUAGAAUGGAAACGAAUCAAUAUGUUCAACAGGAUAAUCUACAAUACAUAUUUCGACAAUGUUGGGUCAACAUGUUGCAACAACAUGAGGAGGACAUCAUAAUCCAUGCUGUUUCAAAUUGUCAUAAUACUGAUAAUAAAAUUAUCUCAACAUAACU